GGGUGUUGCGGAUUGGUCCCGGCUGGAGCUCCGCUGUGUGGAGCUCGCGCCGGGACCCGGAGCCGGCGGUCUGAGGGAUGGACGAAACGAGCCCACUAGUGUCCCCGGAGCGGGCCCAACCCCCGGACUACACCUUCCCGUCCGGCUCGGGCGCUCACUUUCCCCAGGUGCCGGGGGGCGCGGUCCGAGUGGCGGCGGCGGCCGGCCCGGCCCCCUCUCCUCCGGGCUCCCCAGGCCACGACCGGGAGCGGCAGCCACUGCUGGAUCGGGCUCGGGGCGCGGCGGCCCAGUGUCAGACUCAAACCGUGGUGGCGCAGGCCCAAGCCCUAGCCGCCCAGGCCGCGGCGGCGGCGCACGUCGCGCAGGCCCACCGCGAGCGGAACGAGUUUCCAGAGGACCCCGAGUUCGAGGCGGUGGUGCGGCAGGCCGAGCUGGCCAUCGAGCGGGGCUUCUUCCCGGAGCGUAUCUACCAGGGCUCCAGCGGAAGCUACUUCGUCAAGGACCCUCAGGGGAAGAUCAUUGCUGUCUUCAAACCCAAGAAUGAAGAACCAUAUGGGCACCUUAAUCCUAAGUGGACCAAGUGGCUGCAGAAGCUGUGCUGUCCUUGCUGCUUUGGCCGUGAUUGCCUUGUCCUCAACCAGGGCUAUCUUUCAGAGGCAGGGGCCAGCCUGGUGGACCAAAAACUGGAACUCAACAUUGUACCCCGUACAAAGGUAGUAUACCUGGCCAGUGACACCUUCAACUAUAGUGCCAUUGACCGAGUGAAGUCCAGGGGCAAGCGGCUUGCACUAGAGAAAGUGCCAAAAGUUGGGCAGCGCUUUAACCGCAUUGGGCUACCGCCUAAGGUUGGUUCAUUCCAGCUAUUUGUUGAAGGCUACAAGGAUGCAGAUUUCUGGCUUCGGCGUUUUGAAGCAGAACCUCUCCCUGAGAACACUAACCGGCAACUACUGCUGCAGUUUGAGCGGUUGGUGGUGCUGGAUUACAUCAUCCGCAACACUGAUCGAGGCAACGACAACUGGCUGAUUAAAUACGACUAUCCAAUGGAUAAUUCUAGCUCUCGGGACACAGACUGGGUGGUAGUAAAGGAGCCUGUUAUCAAGGUGGCUGCCAUAGAUAAUGGGCUGGCUUUUCCCCUGAAGCAUCCUGACUCCUGGAGGGCAUAUCCUUUUUACUGGGCCUGGUUGCCCCAGGCAAAAGUCCCAUUCUCUCAGGAGAUCAAAGAUCUGAUUCUUCCAAAGAUAUCUGACCCUAACUUCGUCAAGGACUUGGAGGAGGACCUAUAUGAACUCUUCAAGAAAGAUCCUGGUUUUGACAGAGGCCAGUUCCAUAAGCAGAUUGCUGUCAUGCGGGGACAGAUCCUAAAUCUGACUCAGGCCUUGAAAGACAACAAGAGUCCCCUGCACCUGGUCCAGAUGCCACCCGUGAUUGUCGAGACUGCCCGGUCCCACCAGCGGUCUUCUAGCGAGUCCUACACACAAAGCUUUCAGAGUCGGAAGCCCUUCUUUUCAUGGUGGUAGCCUGAGAGGCAGACAAAGGCGCAUUGUCUGAGACUUGGGCUGGGAGGAAGCCUGGGGAACAGGUUGCAGGAAAAGUCAGAGAAGCCAGUGGAGAACAGUGCCCUUGAGAACUCUCCCUCUCUGCUUGCCACCUGCCUCAGGGCUUUCCCAAGUACUGGGAGAAGCACAAUCAGAGGGACAGUGAGUGCUGGUGAGCCCUUCUGAGUUCUGGGGAGGGCUGGAGCUCCAUGCAAGGAAUCCAGAUGCCCAGGAAGAAAUGGCUUCCUUCCAGCGUCUCCUGGGGGCAGAUUGGGUAAUUGCCUUUUCUCCCUGACACCCUGCUCUCUUGCAGUUUCUCAUUAUAUUCUGCAUCAGAAACAAACAAAUAACAAAGACAGAUUUAAAUACUAUUAGGAAAACCCGGGCAGAAUCUCAGAUCCUCUUAUAUCAGAAACCUUGAAUCCAGACCUACGUUUGCAUGGACCCAGACAUUCCGGUGCCUAGCAGUUCCCCACUCCCAUGGACCAAGGCAGCUGGGUACUCACACUCCUGGGACAGACAGAAGCCACACCUUCCCUUUGGGUUUUUGCCAAGUCUUCCCCUUCUCCCACCAGUGCAAUAGACUGACGAAAAGCCUCCAGACCCAAUUUGCAUGGUGGGGGUACUUUAGCUCCAGACCUCCCAGCAGUUCUGUAUAUGACUCUGUAGAUCAGCUCUGCUCUCUGCCCUGCUAGGGACCCAACUUCUCUAGUGCAGACCUGCAGCUUGCCUCUCAUUCAGGCAAAGGCAGGAGGGAGGACGUAGACUCCCCAGCAUGCACAAGUGAUCCAUGUGGUCUGAGUGUACGCUGGGAGCUGUAAUUGGUCAGUGGGCAAACUUACCCCAGUCUUGCUUUCUGAGUCCACUAAUAUUGUUUCUGUUGUUUUAGAUAUUUUUUUCCUCAACUCUUGACUUAGGGGUCCAGUUCGGAUUGUGGAGUGGGUCUCAGCUCAUAAGAGAACAAUAUUAGAUCCUUGGACUUCUUUUUAUGCUACCAUUGCUGCUUGGUGGAGGUAAUAGGACUCGUAUUCUGCCUCCUAAUUGGUAGCUGCCCUUUGCUCCCUGACUUCUUGUUCUGGGCCAGUUUUUCUAUGGCUUAUUGAGAAAGGUGGGGCCUAAAGGAGAGAGGCCUUCAAACUGUUCCCCAGUGCCUGCCCAGCUCAGUGCAUCUUCCUGCUUCCAUUGUUUCUUUUCCCUCAACUGUCUCCCCUGCCAGGUGUCCGAGCCCUUUCUACACCAAAGCAAAGAAUGGCCUCAGGAGGGAGUAAAGAGGGUGCUAUCUGUGGCUAAGGCGCAGCCCUGUGCUACUGGAUACUUCAAGUGUCUGGCACCCAGCGAUUAGUCAAUCAGCCUUGGAAAGAAACUAUCUUGAAGGUUUGAAAAACAACCAAAGAAAGGGAGUAAGGACUAUGGCUGUGUGCCCUCUGCUUGCCCAGCCCCACCAUCUAGGAGGCAGAGCAGAGAUGUACAGCCCUCUUGUCAGCUAGGCCAGGCUGGUGUCCUUCCAUUCCAGCCCCCAGGAGCCAGCUUGUCCUGGGCUUUCACCCAGCUGACAAGAGCCUCUGGGAGCUGGAUAUGCAUGCACUGUGGAUAACAGCACAGCUCCUUCACCAGCCCCAGCCUUGACAAUCCUGGUCAGCCAACCUGGACACUAGCUUUGGGGACCAUGUUUGUGAGAAUGCCUGCCUUCAGAACGCAGGAGCAGCAGGGCUCCCAGAGGCUGGAAGGGGACCCAGGUGAGUUUAGCUUUCCAUAGACAUCUUUACAGAAACGUGCGAUAAAGCUCCACCUGAGUGUCAGGAGAGCCUGAGGAGUCUGAAGAGGGAGUCUGGUUGCUCCCCAAGCCAAGCUGACCAGCUCUGUGAGGAGAAGGAAAGCUGGGUCCAGCGUACGAGGGGCUGGUCACAUUUCUGGCAGGUGAAACAGUGGGGGGCAUCCUUUCCUGGCCUGUCUCCAUUCUGCCUGAAGCCUGUACUCAGGUUGCCUUGACUGUGGGCUUUGGGAGAGCCAGGGGCCCAGUGCCAAGGCAAGCUUAUGGGUGGCACUCAGAACCACCCAGCCCUCUGCCAGCCAUAGACCCUGACCCCCAAUGUCAGGGAGUGGAGGCUGGGCUAUGAGAGUCCUGCUGCCUCUGUAUUGUUCUUCUAAUGCACUGUAGAAAUUGUAUGUAAUGUAUUUAAAUCAAUGCAAAUGUAUGAAUAACAAGCCCAAUUCUGACCUUUU
Pteropus alecto (black flying fox) is the source of this 3758-nucleotide messenger RNA. RefSeq names its product phosphatidylinositol 4-kinase type 2 alpha (gene PI4K2A). Gene Ontology annotation, cellular component: trans-Golgi network; lysosomal membrane; endosome. Lineage: Eukaryota; Metazoa; Chordata; Mammalia; Chiroptera; Pteropodidae. The transcript has 9 exons. Gene Ontology annotation, biological process: Golgi organization; phosphatidylinositol phosphate biosynthetic process; endosome organization. Gene Ontology annotation, molecular function: 1-phosphatidylinositol 4-kinase activity. The record is from RefSeq and is a predicted model, not a curated record. The coding region runs from base 78 to 1517 and encodes 479 amino acids.